This is a messenger RNA of Letharia lupina, 2073 nucleotides long. RefSeq lists its product as uncharacterized. The record is from RefSeq and is a predicted model, not a curated record. Gene Ontology annotation, molecular function: protein binding. Bases 1 to 2073 code for a protein of 690 amino acids. The transcript is spliced from 4 exons. Lineage: Eukaryota; Fungi; Ascomycota; Lecanoromycetes; Lecanorales; Parmeliaceae.
AUGGGACCCUCCCAGCACAGCUCCAAAGAGCUAAGGGACAUCCAUUCAGAUCUCUUCUUUUUCCAUAAAACAAUCACGAACUUAGACCGAGAGCUGAAGACGAGCGAGGAAGAUCAAGGCAGACUCAAAGCCCUACGCGGCCUUCAAAAGCCUCUCGAAACAUCUCAAAAAGCUUUGGACACGAUCAAGAUUCGGCUGGAAGAUGUGACGUUCGUGCGCAAACACGUGUUUGGAGCCCGUUUCGAUCAGCAACUGAAGGUCUGUUUAAGGUCUUCUGCACAUCUGCUGGUUACUUUGCGCCCCGCAAGCUCUAUCCCACAUGACUUCCAUGAUGCAGUACAUCUCGAGAUCCAUGCUUCAGACACCGAUCUCGAGAACUAUACACGAUCCAAGACCCGGCAAGACCGUCGCUUAGCACGUCAUAUGGCGCAGGAUCCCUCUUUCCAAGAAGAGGUCGUGGCGACAAUUGUUGGUAACGCUAGAGGCAUGUUCUUGCUAGUCCAGUCACACUUGGAAUCGCUUGCGAAACAGAAGACCAAGAAGGACAUGCGCAAGGCUCUAAGCUCUUUACCCAAGGAACUAAACAAGACUUACGAUGACGCCAUGAAAAGAAUUCGAUCUCAAGACCCAGAGUCUGUUCGCGUAGCUGAACGCGUUUUAGCCUGGAUUUCCAAAGCCCGGAGGCCAUUUUCUGUGGAAGAGCUUCAACAUGCACUUGCGGUUCAGCCUGGCGAGAACAACUUUGACGAAGAGAGACUCUAUGCUGAGGAUGAUCUUGUCUCUGUCUGCGCCGGGUUAGUGACCGUGGACCGAGAAAGUCAGGUCAUUCGUUUGGUCCAUUACACUACCCAUGACUACAUCCAAGGCGUACGCAAUAAGACGUUCCCCAGGAACAUCGACAUUCAAGUCGAGAUCGCAAAAGCUUGCAUCACUUACCUUGGGUUCGACGAUUUUGAGUCUGAGAGAUACACACACGGAAAAGAGCGUAUAGAAGUCAGCGAUGAAAUGCGUUCAAAGUAUCCCUUCCUUGAUUACGCUGGGAAAUACUGGGGCCAUCAUGCACUCCAUUUUGGCUUGGAGCGUCUUGCUAGCAACCUAGAAUGUUUUGACGACGAAGAGUCAGCUCCAAUAUGUGCGAUACGGUAUCGAAAGGCUACUCUAGUAUUCCUCUUCGUCGAACGUGGCGCAUACUGGCACGACAGUGCAGAAAACUUCGUAGUCGCUGAGUGUUCCCCCCAUAAGUUGGAGGGAAACGAGAACAUGGUGAGGAUAUUAGCCAAACAUGGAAUGACCAUAGACCUAGGCGUUGAUAACGGCGACUUCCUAUUCAUAUGGGCUUUGCUCAAAUGGAGUGGCGCAGAAGAACGCAGAGCGAUGCCUGAUUUGCUGGGUGAGCUCGGAGCCAAUUGUGACCCGCAGGAUCUCAAAUAUUGCACAUCUCUCAUAUGUGCAGUCAUUGGGGGCGACGACUUCGAUGUUCGUGGGCUACUAAAUGACAGUGUAGCUGUCAACGAAAAGAAUCGGCAUGGGAGAGACGCACUCAUCUACGCCGCAUUGGCGAGGCACGAGGCAGUAGUGGUACCGCUCCUUCAGGCAGGAGCAGACGUUCACUCAAGUGACGAAGAUGGCAUGACGGCUCUCUGCGCCGCCUGUAAACGCGGGAACGAGAGGAUAUUCAAGCGGUUGCUUGAAAGCGGGGCUGAUAUUUCGGCUCAGGAUCGGUUUGGACAAACGGCGAUGUCUAUCGCAACUGAAAGUGGGAAUGCGCCAGUUUUGGGGUUGUUACGUGACCAUGAGACCGGUGAUCACUCGGAAGCUGGAAUAGAAGCCGACACCAAAGCCGUGGUGGACGAAGUCCAACGGAAGGCAGAAAUCAACGAAGUGAUAGCUCUCUUCAUACGCGAUCGUGACGUCGGCUUGCCAGAGAACAAGUUUAUACAGGUAGUACGAAGGGAAACGAUAAGACGGGGAUAUGACAAGAUAGUACCAGCAAUUUGGGACGCAAUCCUCAAGGAGAAGGAGCGCGAAAACGAUCCUAUGAUCGUUGCAGAACAGGAUACUGAAGGAAGCUAG